GCUUUCCAUUCCAACAGUUUUUCCACCGACUAACAUGUCUUCUGAGCGUACCUUCAUCGCUGUCAAGCCCGACGGCGUCCAGCGCGGCUUGGUUGGCGAGAUCAUCGCCCGCUUUGAGCGCAAAGGCUUCAAGCUGGUUGCCCUCAAGAUGCUGCAGCCGUCGACGGAGCAGGCUCAGGGUCACUACACCGACCUGUCCUCUAAGCCGUUCUUCAACGCGCUGGUGGAGUACUUCUCGUCGGGCCCGAUUGUGGGCAUGGUGUGGGAAGGUAAGAACGUGGUGAAGAGCGGCCGCAUGCUGCUCGGCGCGACGAACCCGGCUGACUCUCUGCCCGGCACGAUCCGUGGCGACUACGCCGUUGAUGUGGGCCGCAACGUGUGCCACGGCUCCGAUGCCGUGGAAAGCGCGAAGCGCGAGAUCGCGUUCUGGUUCAAGCCGGAGGAGCUUGUGAGCUGGACGUCCCACUCCGCCAACCAGAUCUACGAGUGAAUUGAUCCAGUUGAGACUACGAAAGGGAAAAAAGCUGUAUCUCAGUGAUAAAUUUAAAGAAAGAACAUUUACUUGGUUUUAUAAGCUGUAAGCACUGAAGGGUUUCAGGGAAGUGUGCUGGUUGGCCAAGACUCAUUUUGUAAAUUGACACUUUUUAUCUCUCUCUCCCUUCAGAUCACUGCUGGUGACUCGAGCUAGAGGAGAAAAAGGUUGAUAAUUACAUAUGUGCGUUUUAGCUGCCAGCCAUAGGCUGAGUGUUGGUUUCCCUUUUUGUGCAUGCUUUUUAUUAUUAUUACCUUUUUUCCUUCAUUUUAUUAACCGUCGAUUGACACGCAUGU
Molecule: messenger RNA, 828 nt
Organism: Leptomonas pyrrhocoris
Lineage: Eukaryota; Euglenozoa; Kinetoplastea; Trypanosomatida; Trypanosomatidae
Product: putative mitochondrial nucleoside diphosphate kinase b
Exons: 1
Coding region: 35-490 (151 amino acids)
Biological process (GO): GTP biosynthetic process; UTP biosynthetic process; CTP biosynthetic process
Molecular function (GO): nucleoside diphosphate kinase activity
Source: RefSeq, a predicted model, not a curated record